AUGUCGACGUCGAAGCCGGCUCAGCCGGUCCACGCUGGCCCAGAUGACUCCUGGCAUGGCGUAGUAAGCCCGGGCUCGAGGUUCCCCCCAGAGGCUGGCCGUUAUCAUCUAUACGUGGGGUUGUUCUGCCCAUUCGCACACCGGGCAAAUCUGUUACGACACCUGAAGGGCUUGCAGGAUGCUAUCCCCAUCUCCAUCGUGAAGCCCUACCCCAAAGGGGACGAUAAAGGCUGGCCGGGCUGGCAGUUCCCAGGGGCACAGGGUGCUGGUGACGUGUACGAAGGAGCAACCGAAGACAAUCUCUUUCAUUCUAAGUACCUUCAUGAAGUGUACUUCAAGGCAGACCCAGACUACAAAGGCCGAUACAGCGUUCCGCUUCUGUGGGAUACGAAGGAAAACACAAUUGUCAACAACGAGAGUGCUGAGAUGCUCCGAUGGAUGCAGACGGGCUUCAAUGAGAUCCUACCCGAAGGAAGCCCAGAGAGACAGCUCAAUCUUUAUCCAGAUAACCUCAAGGCCGAGAUCGACGAGAUUAGCGUGUGGAUGCAACGAGAUCUCAACAGCGGUGUCUAUAAGGCAGGGUUUGCUCCCGAUCAGGAGACGUACGACAAGAAUGUCCCAACGGUAUUUGCCGCCCUUAAUGAACUGGAGAAGAUCAUUUACGGCAACAAGGGGCCGUAUGUUUUGGGGAAAGAGUUGACAGAGCUUGAUGUUCGAGCGUAUGCGACAGUGAUUCGUUUCGACGCUGUCUACGUGCAACACUUCAAAUGUAACCUUGGGACGAUCAGAGGGAAUUAUCCGGUGAUCCACGAAUGGAUGAAGAACCUGUAUUGGAAUGUCAAGGGAUUCCGCGAGACAACCGACUUUAGACAUAUCAAGGAGAACUAUACAAAGAGCCAUGAAAAAAUCAACCCCCUGGCCAUUACGCCAAUGGGCCCGUUCCCUGACGUAGAGAAUGAUGUGAACCUCGACUUCAGCACCUUGCAGCCUGGGGUCAUUGAACAUCCUGUCGUUCUGGAGCGACAGAAACAGCUAUACGGAGCCAAGCACAGUCUGCUAUGA
This is a messenger RNA of Neoarthrinium moseri, 1062 nucleotides long. RefSeq lists its product as uncharacterized. The coding region runs from base 1 to 1062 and encodes 353 amino acids. The record is from RefSeq and is a predicted model, not a curated record. Gene Ontology annotation, molecular function: glutathione transferase activity. NCBI's taxonomy places the organism in Eukaryota, Fungi, Ascomycota, Sordariomycetes, Amphisphaeriales, Apiosporaceae. The transcript is spliced from 2 exons. Gene Ontology annotation, cellular component: cytoplasm.